This is a messenger RNA of Saccharomyces paradoxus, 1479 nucleotides long. It is a transcript of the gene ACA1, whose product is annotated as Aca1p. Bases 1 to 1479 code for a protein of 492 amino acids. Gene Ontology annotation, biological process: regulation of transcription by RNA polymerase II. The transcript has a single exon. The record is from RefSeq and is a predicted model, not a curated record. Gene Ontology annotation, molecular function: DNA-binding transcription factor activity, RNA polymerase II-specific; RNA polymerase II cis-regulatory region sequence-specific DNA binding. NCBI's taxonomy places the organism in Eukaryota, Fungi, Ascomycota, Saccharomycetes, Saccharomycetales, Saccharomycetaceae.
AUGGACUAUAAGCAUAGUUUUGUCGCAAGUCCAGAUCCUCCCCUAGAUGGAAGGCAGAACCCACUCUUAUAUACAGAUUUUCUAUCUUCAAACAAGGAGCUUAUAUACAAACAACCAUUGGGUCCUGCAGAUGCUGCCUACAAUUUUCUUCACCAGAACAGUUUGCAUGACCGUAGCGUGCAAGAGAAUCUGGGUCCAAUGUUUCAACCUUACGGUAUUGACAUCACUCGUCUUCCCAUCACCAACCCUCCUAUUUUCCAAAGUUCUUUACCAGCGUUUGAUCAGCCCGUGUACAAAAGACGCAUAUCCAUCUCCAACGGUCAGAUUAGUCAAUUAGGAGAAGACUUAGAAACGAUUGAAAACCUUCACAGUUGUCAGCCUCCGUUUCUAUCAUUCAAGACCCAACAAAAUUCCGGCCCUCAACAGGUGGCAAAUUUAAACACAGCCACAUAUCCAAGCUUUAGUUCGAACGAAUUGCAAAACAUACCGCAGCAAAACAUACCACAGCAACACGAACAAGCUACUGUCAUACCCGAAGCAGCGCCUCAGACAGGGAGCGAGGAAUUCUGCCCUGCAAUGACACCGUUUGAUAGCAAUCUCAAGCUUAGUGUACCCGCGGUAGCGGCGACUGCUGACAUCCCCUCUUCCACGGCUUCUAUCCCGCUAAACAAUUCCGGAAUCGAUCAAACUUAUAUCAACAUGCAGCUCCGAUUACAAGCUCAAAUGCAAAACAAGGUGUGGAAAAACGCCCAAUUGAGUGUGAAUCCAUGUACCCCAGCUUCUAACUCUUCUGUUUCCUCUUCUUCCUCAUGUCAAAACAUUUGUGAUCAUAGUAACGAAAAUGAAUCUAUCCAUUCUUCCAUUUCCCAUGGCGCUAAUAGCAAUACUGCUAAUACGUCCCACCAAAAUGCCGAUAUGACUAAUGCAACCGGUCUCCCAUACAAAUUGAAGUCUCCUGAUGUCAACUCAAUACAUAUCGAAUCAAAACCACAAUAUGAGGAAACCAUCUCUGCGCUAAGUAGCAACACCAACAGUGGGGCAGUCGUAAACAGCGGGCCCUCCUCUACUAUGCAUACUUCAGCAGCCUUUCAAAUCAAACAUGAACCAAGACCCCAAAGAAUGGAGAACAAUGCUACUGGUUUCGAAGAUGGUGCUAAAGCUUGGAAACGCGCAAGACUACUAGAACGAAACAGAAUUGCCGCUUCGAAAUGUCGACAAAGGAAGAAGAUGUCACAAUUACAACUUCAAAAGGAAUUCGAUCAAAUAAGCAAAGAGAACACGAUGAUGAAGAAAAAAAUCGAGAAUUACGAAAAACUGGUUCAAAAAAUGAAAAAAAUUUCGAGGUUACACCUGCAAGAAUGCACAGUUAAUAAUGGAAAUAAUAGCCAUCAAAAGUCUGGAAACAAAGAUCGCGAUAUUAAUGUAUUUUUGAAAAUGAUUGAAGAAAUGAUAAGUGGCUCCACUCUAUAUGAUGAGUAG